AUCAAGUUGUUCUUAUCUUGUCUUGCUCUGCUGGCUGUCAUCGUUCAGUCCACCUCCUUUGUCGUGCAGAAGAAGGUAAGACUAGUAUGAGAAAUCGUUACUUCCUAGUUGUGUUAAUAAUGGUAAGCUUUGACACUUUUGUAAUGUAGGCUAUUAUUAGCGGCUUGAAAUCUUCAUCUUCCCUUUUGAAAUUUUUAACAAUAAAUGUAUAAAGAGCUUCGUUACUGACCCGUUUUCAGAUUUUCCCUUUUCUUGGUGUUGAUUUUAAUUGCCCCAACUAUUACAACCAGCCGCCGGAUUUGCAGGUUAAAGUUUAACUGCACUACCGCCCUUUCAACUAAAGAAUGUUUCAUUUUUUCGUGACAACGUAUAAAAUUUUUGUAAUUUACUCACCACUUUUUACAGGACUCCGUGAUAAAAUACUCACUGAAGUUGUCGAGCGGCACUGGGGAAGAAUAUGACGAAAACAUCGAAAUUGACGCUGAAAAGGAAACAGAAACGUUUCACGUACCAAAGACUUCGCCUGAUGAAGAAGCAGGAGAUAUAAUCUACGACUUUAAAAAGGUAAUAGAGUUUUAUUUUCACUCUUGGAGGAAAGCGCCGUGUAUAUAAGCGAUAGGGAUUAGCGUCCUUGGGAGUUUGUAACCUGUUUCGGAUAAUUAUGAAUUAUGAACCGAAAGUACAUGAUUCAAAGUGGUCUUAAAAUUCAGCUUUGCAAUAUAAUUGCCUUUGACGUUCGUGCCAUCGCCGUUUUUUUUUUUCAGAUUUCAAGAUUUCUUCGGUCUUUUUUAAGACUUUCAUACUUAAGAUUAAAAAACAAACAAACGAACACCAAAAAUAAACAAACAAGUGAACAAAAAAUACAAAGCAAAACCAAACUAAAACAAGCCAAAACGCAAACGAUUUGUAAAAGAAGAAGACUGAGAGUAAGCAGCCCCAUUUAAGCGACGUUUCUGAUCAUUUUCAAAUAAAUGCUAUCUGAAUAGGUUAAUUAAUGCAUAAAAGAAAGCAGAUUUACUUAAUGACCCUUCCUUAGGGGUCGGGCUAAAGUUCUCAGUAAGAUAUAUUUUUUAAACAAAACUUUUAACUAGUUUAUUGAACACGAUAAGUCAUGCAUCUUAAAUUAAAUCUCAACAGAUCAGUAAAGUUUACUGAAGCGCCAAUAUAAAUCAGUAUUUAAAACCUUUGAACAGUAUCAACCCUUGCCGAAACUAUUCACUAAAAUUAUUUCUUUUUUUUUUCUUUUUUGAUCGAUAAACGAUAUGGCACUUUAACGUGAAAACGUCACUUUGCAAGCAUAAUUUCUUUAAAAUGUUUUUGUCGAGACUGUGAUUUCCACGCACAGCCAACGCUAACCGCCUCAGAGGCUUGGAAUUAGUCCAUGCGACGACUCACAUUGACUCAACAAAACGGCCAAAAUACUCCAUUCACUAAAAUGACGUGAAAGUUCGCGUGACAGUGAGAAUGUGACCUCCAAGGGGUGCUGGUUGUUGAUAUAGAUUUAAUCAUUAUACUUAAUUCCAUUUUUCCAACAGAAAAUGACAAUGAUACGCUUGCCAGCAGCAAAGGCUUGCUAUUUGACCCAUUCAACAGAUGACGCUCUCAAGCCCGCCGACUUAAUGAAAGCUUUAGCAUUGGUAAGUGCCAUAUACAGUUAAAUCAUCUUUGUGAUUCAAGCCAAUUGGAUCGUCAAGAAGUUUACGAGAUUAAAUGCUAGCUCCUAAAAACCAUUAGUUUUCUACCGAGGCUGCCCUGGUGUCUGGAUUCCUAUCGCUUUAAUGCUAGUCUUUCUUUUAUGGUUAGGUACCUGCUAAAACAGAUGGAGGGUUGCCAAAGGCUCGAACUGACAUAAACCUAACAGUUGUAGGAGCUCUUGAAGACCGAUCAAAGCUAAGUGAUGAAAUGGCACGUUUGUGUGCCAAGCUGCCAAUCUACGCAGUGGUGAAAGGAGAC
Messenger RNA from Porites evermanni, 1953 nucleotides. The record is from the annotation of a GenBank genome assembly. Lineage: Eukaryota; Metazoa; Cnidaria; Anthozoa; Scleractinia; Poritidae.